AUGCUCAAGAAAGACAAAUGGUAUAUAAUCUUCGGCCUGAUAAAGAAAGGACCAUGUCACAGAUUAACGAUUCGUUUUUAUUAUAAUGUUUUUACUCGUGAUUGCCUGCUAUUCGUUUAUGGUGGAUGUGGCGGAAACAGAAACAAUUUCCAAACUUUAGAGGAAUGCCGCCGUUUUUGUGCUCCAAGUAUGUUUACCAAUUUCAAAGUCUAUACAGUAUUCAGCUGGCAAUUACAUUUUAAAUUAAUAUGUAGAUUUCACGAUGGUAUUGUUUCCCCCCCCAGCAAUAAAGACAAAUGGUAUGUAAUCUUCGGCCAGAUAAAGAAAGGACCAUGUCACAGAUUAACGAUUCGUUUUUAUUAUAAUGUUUUUACUCGUGAUUGCCUGCUAUUCGUUUAUGGUGGAUGUGGCGGAAACAGAAACAAUUUCCAAACUUUAGAGGAAUGCCGCCGUUUUUGUGCUCCAAGUAUGUUUACCAAUUUCAAAGUCUAUACAGUAUUCAGCUGGCAAUUACAUUUUAAAUUAAUAUGUAGAUUUCACGAUGGUAUUGUUUCCCCCCCCAGCAAUGUCGCAUUAUCCUAGA
Molecule: messenger RNA, 583 nt
Organism: Centruroides sculpturatus (bark scorpion)
Lineage: Eukaryota; Metazoa; Arthropoda; Arachnida; Scorpiones; Buthidae
Product: boophilin-H2-like
Exons: 3
Coding region: 1-582 (193 amino acids)
Molecular function (GO): serine-type endopeptidase inhibitor activity
Source: RefSeq, a predicted model, not a curated record